Messenger RNA from Moneuplotes crassus, 813 nucleotides. Lineage: Eukaryota; Ciliophora; Spirotrichea; Euplotida; Euplotidae. The record is from the annotation of a GenBank genome assembly.
CUAAUGGCAACUCAAAGGUUCAUUCAAGAGAGCGAAAACUCAACAGACGGAUGAUAUAACUGUCAAACAUGAUGAGUUGAUGGUGUAUGAAAGGAACAGGAUCGAUGCAAUCGAGGAUUUGUGAUUGGAUACAUCCUUACAGGUACCUUGAUGGCUCUAUUCAUCAUGGUUUUGGUAGUGCUACUCAUUUGUAAAUGAAAAUAAGGAAUACAAAAAGUUCAAGAUUAGCGAAGAGCAUAAAAAUAAAAAGAGACAACUCAGGAAAAUACUUGAAAAAACAGGCAUAAUUAAGGGUAUUCCUUAUGAAGAUCAGCUUCCCCCAUUCAAAAGUUGCAAACCUUACGCUUUACCUCGGUCUAUUGACGAAAUCAGCCUGGAAAAGAAAAAUUUAGCAAUAGACAAUUCUAACAGAUAUGAUCUUCCAAGUAAUAAAAGGCCAGACCAGCGCUUCACAGUGUAUGAUUUCCGUUCAAAAUUCCCUAUAAAACUAAAAUCUCUUCGUGAUCGGCCCUUCGCCAUCAAUAUCGACCAAAUCAAGCUUAACAUUAGCAGUGAUAUCUCUCAAAACACGGAAUCUGUGAUCUCAGCUCGUUCUAUGAAAAAGAAGCCUGGGUACUCGCUAGAGCGGAGCUCUAGCGGUAAUCAGUCUAGUUCAUCACAAUCAAACGAGAGUGACUCCUACAGCAUCUCUGGAGAUGAUGCCCCAUAGGCAUCAUCGAGCAUGAUGUUAGAGAGGGACUCUUAAAUGGUUGCGAAGAGAGUCAGAUAUUUGCUUUAGAGAUUUCUAGGUUUUGGUUAUAAGGAUUUUUCAAC